GGCUUGAAUAUGUGAAACAUCGUACUUGAUGAAUUGAGCUAAAUUGUAUAGAUACAAAAAGCUUUGCAUGAGGUUCUGAAAACCAGGGAGCUAGAAGUACACCAUGCCAGUGGAUAGCAAAAGGAAUCCAAGGCCAGAGAGUUCCCAGCCUUAUUCGGAGUUCUGUGACCCAGAAGAGGAACCAUCUCCAGGGGCUGGUGGUGUGAGGUUGAAUGGAAGAAAAGAUGAUGAGCUGAGACCCAUAUACCUGCGCCUGGGCACGACGCUGCACGCGCAGGGCUCGUGCUACCUGGAGAUGGGCGCCACCAAGGUGACGGCGGCCGUGUACGGGCCGCGCGAGGUGGCGCGCCGCUCUGAGUUCAGCACCACCGGCCAGCUGAGCUGCGAGCUCAAGUUCGCGCCGUUCUCGUGCCGCCGCCGGCGCGGCUACAUCCCCGACAACCAGGAGCGAGAGCUGAGCCAGACGCUGCGCACGGCCGUCGAGCCCGCCGUCUGUCUGCACGAGUUCCCCAAGUCGAACGUGGACGUGUUCGUGUACGUGCUGCAGGACGACGGCGGCGCGCUGGCGGCGGCCGUCGUGGCCGUCAGCGCCGCCCUGGCCGACGCCAGCGUGCCCAUGUAUGACCUGGUGGCCGCCGCAGCCCUGCGGCACACGGCCGGCCGUGACCUGCUGGACCCGGACAGCGGCGAGCUGGCACCCCGCACGGCCGCCGAGCCUAGCGCCGAGCACGGAGACGUCACCGUCGGCUACAUGCCGCAGCUGCAGCAGGUCACGUGCCUGUACUCGGAGGGCGUGAUGUCCGUGGACGCCCUGGACAAGUCGGUGGGCGCGCUCACCGCCGCCUGCCAGCGGGUGUACGGCGUCAUCCGCGAGCGCCUUCUGCGCAAGGCACGCCACGUCGUCAACGGCAACACGUGACGCCGUUGCAGUACGUUGGAUGCUCUUGCCUUGGGUAGUGUCGCUACCUCGUCGGGGUGCUGGCGUGGCGUCUCGCGCUUUUUGUAUGGGGGCGUGAGUUGUACGUGAUUCGGAGAUGGAUCUCCCAGCGCCUCCAUUCGGCCGUCGCAUUGUCAUACACCAAUAAACCAUCGACAUCUUA
Molecule: messenger RNA, 1100 nt
Organism: Pollicipes pollicipes
Lineage: Eukaryota; Metazoa; Arthropoda; Thecostraca; Pollicipedomorpha; Pollicipedidae
Product: exosome complex component MTR3
Exons: 6
Coding region: 104-919 (271 amino acids)
Biological process (GO): poly(A)-dependent snoRNA 3'-end processing; U4 snRNA 3'-end processing; nuclear mRNA surveillance
Cellular component (GO): nuclear exosome (RNase complex); nucleolus; cytoplasmic exosome (RNase complex)
Molecular function (GO): RNA binding
Source: RefSeq, a predicted model, not a curated record